Molecule: messenger RNA, 2459 nt
Organism: Neocloeon triangulifer
Lineage: Eukaryota; Metazoa; Arthropoda; Insecta; Ephemeroptera; Baetidae
Product: microtubule-associated protein tau-like
Exons: 1
Coding region: 220-1059 (279 amino acids)
Biological process (GO): microtubule cytoskeleton organization; neuron projection development
Cellular component (GO): neuron projection
Molecular function (GO): microtubule binding
Source: RefSeq, a predicted model, not a curated record
UGGCGCUAAUGGAGAGCGGCGCGGCGGCUCCGAGCCGAGGCAGCAGCGAGCGCCUCGGCAGUACGCACGCACCAACGGCGGCCGCGCAUGCCUCUGCUCCGAGUGCGUAUAUUUUGACUAUAUCGACCCGCGCGCGAGUGGCAGGCACCAACAGCUGCUGAAAGGACGACCCAUUCUCGCGCUUUCUACCAGAGAAAGAUUCGCACACAAACACACACGAUGGCCGAGGCCAACGUGCAAAACAUCCCCCCCGCGAGCAACGGCCAAGAGGCCAAGGAGGCGGCCACCCGGCGGCCGCAGGUGGCGCGAAACGGCGCCGUCAACCGGAGGUCGUCGACGGGCAAGACGUCGCCCGCCACCUCGCCCCUCAAGCCGACGGCAGGAGCCCGUUCGGCCAGCCUCACCCCCGACCCGCACAACGAACGCAAAAAGCUGCCGAUGAACAAGGUGCAGGUGGGCCAGGCGGCGUCGCCCAACCUCAAGGUGGUGCGCUCCAAAAUCGGCUCUCUGCAGAACGCUGACCACAAGCCAGGCGGCGGCCAGGUCAAGAUCGAGAGCCGCAAGGUGGACUUCAGCAAGACGGGCUCGCGGAUCACGGCCAAGAACGACACGUACCAGCCGGGCGGCGGCGAGAAAAAGAUCCAGAGCACCAAACUCGAGUGGACCGCCAAGAGCAAGAUCGGCUCGCUGGAGAACGCGACGCACAAGCCUGGCGGCGGCGCCAAGAAAAUCGAGACUCAGCAGCUGAGUUUCAAGGAGCAGGCCAAGUCCAAGGUGGGCUCCAAGGACAACCUGAAGCACCAGGCCGGCGGCGGCAACGUCAAGAUCGAGACCAAGAAGCUCGACUUCAAGGUGACCAGCAAGGUGGGCUCGCUGGCCAACGUGACGCACAAGCCCGGUGGCGGCGACGUCAAGAUCUUCGACGACAAGGAGUACAUCAAGCAGAUGAAGCAAGAGGGCUCCGAGGGCAAGUCGUCGGGCAACCAGAGCCCCCUGCUGCACUCGUCCACCUCCGACCUGGAGCACGAGGGACUCCAGCAGGCGCCCAACCGCAGCUAAACGACUUUCAAAGUGCGCCUCAGAACUUCUUGUUGCUUUCAAUCUCUCAGAGUCUCGUAAAAUUACUUUCGCACGCCGUUUUGAUUUAGUUCAUUAACGUCGAAUUCCGCUAAUUGAGUGCGUCCAGCGAGAAAAAAGGGCAAGAUGAUUUCGUCGUCGUUUCAUUUUGCUGCUUUGCGGACACAAUUUAUUUGCAACGUAGUUAAGUGGGCAAGGAAGAUUAAUCUUACUUUAAGGCCAGGACUGAUAUGGAUUUGAUGUUUGAAAAGGUAACGUUGGAAAUUUUUCACUUUAAUUGAAAUUUUUUGAUGAACAGAUUUUCUUAUAUAAUCAACAAUUUCAAAAAAGAAAAAAAUUCAUAUUAUUUUCAAAAGGAAAAUUGAUCAUUAUCUCCCGCAUAUUAUAAUUAAAUUUUAAAUGAAAUCUAAAUAUAUUUAAUUAAUAAACAUUUAUGUUUAUAAUUAAUUUAAUAUGAGUACAAAAUAUACAAAAAUCCAACGUUUCCUCAAGAGUAUCAAGUUGAUUGUAAAGUAUAACUUUGUAUUCUGUAUCGAUCAGGUUGUGAAUAUGGAUGAGAAAAAGUGCUAAAUCACCGCGAGUGGAGACUGAAAGAAAGCUGGUCGGUGAAAAUGGUCGACGAAUUUGGAGUUUUUGUACGCACGCUGAUCGUUUUGCUAUAUUUAGAGGUCUAAAUAGCUACAGCUUUUUCACGCCGUUUUACCCUCGCGACUACAUUAAUAGCAGAGCUAUCCACAAAAAAGAAUACUCUACGGCAUUGUUUCUUGUCCCUUCUGCCGCGCACUAAUUUUCAAAGCACCCUUUUCUUAUUCUUGAUUCUCUACUUCCACACUCGCGACAGAGUGAAAAAUCCCCCCACAAGAUCGGACUGUGCACAGGGGAAAUUGUUUUCUUCCUAAUCUUGUUACCGUCUUAAAGGAACGAGAGGCAGAAACAAAACACUAAUCCCACGCAUUACUAUGUCUGUGUAUGACGGCAAAAAAAAAUCCUGCUAACUGUUGACCUAUUCGUGUAUUGAUAUUAUAUAAUCAUACAUCGUCUAUAUUCUAUUACCUUUUGCUGACUAAAAGGAAAAUAAUAAGUAUGUUGAGGAGGAAAUCACACCCACACAUGAUGAUAAAAUAAAAGAGAACUAAGACAUUAACUAUCCUACAUUGAUAAGUUAAAAAAAGUCAGCGGAACACCUGUAUCGAGUUGUGUUUUUUAAGUGAUAACAAACAUGCCAGGCAAGAAUCGGCAGAAAUUUGGUAAAACGCAAAUGCGUGUGUUCGUGGCGACUUUGCCCGCGGCAAAUAACACAGAAAGAAAAUCGAUCCAGCAUUUAAUCGACAAGAACCAUGUAUAGAAAUAAAUCAAUCACAAGAUCGCAAAAAAAAAAACAA